CUCAUCGUCCCUUUCUCUCGGAUCCUUCCCCCAACACACCUCCUCGCUAAGAAUAACCCUGUUACCACCCAGUUAGAGCUACUGCUCCUGGGAAAGUUGCCCAUCAUGGUUCGCGAGGAGCUUAUCUCCUCUGCUGUCACCUUCCUCCAAGACCCAUCUGUCGCCGCCUCGCCAAUUGAGAAGCGAGUCGCAUUCCUCCAGUCAAAGAACCUGACUAAAGAAGAGAUCGAUGUUGCGCUCGCCCGAGCAGGUGAAGAUCCGUCUACAGCAGCUGCCGCCGUAACCGCGUCAUCUGGCUAUCAAUCGCCUCCCCAACAAGCUGUCUACCGACCUCCUCCAUCUGCUGCAGGCUAUGGAUAUCCUCCUUAUGGCCAAUGGCAGGCUCCGCCAGAGCCCCCGAAACGGGACUGGCGUGACUGGUUCAUCAUGGCUACGGUGAUGGGAGGAGUAGGUUACGGACUCUACACGAUUACCAAGCGCUACAUCUCACCUUUAAUCGCACCCCCCACUCCACCCCAGCUCGAACAAGACAAGGAACACAUUGAUGAGCAAUUCAAUCGCGCAUUUGCCUUGAUCGAACAACUGUCCACAGAUACUGCCGCACUGAAGUCUGCGGAGGAGACGCGCACAGAAAGGCUAGACACCGCCCUGCGGGAGGUUGAGAACCUCGUUUCUGACAUGAAGAAUGCCUCCCGACGGAGGGACGAUGAGACCCGUCGUAUCAGCGACGAGGUCAAGUCACUGAAGGAUGCAAUCCCCAAGGCGCUGGAAGGCGCCCGGGAAGGCAAUGAGACACGGUUGAAGGAGCUUGGUGCUGAAUUGAAGAGCCUGAAGGUCUUGCUGGGCAAUAGACUUGGUGGCAGCGGCAACAGCGCCACCUCUCCUGCUCCUGGACGGUUCAGCGGUAUGAGCAUUCCUACUGCUUCUCGGCCUGCGGAGGAGUCAACUCCCGCCGCCACGGCCCCGGUCAACGGUACGCCCGCCGCGCCAGCAUCAACCGAGCAGCCCUCUCAAUCAGCACAGCCAAGCGCGAGCCCUAGCACUACCUCGGCGAGCAACAGCCCUCUGUCGCACCUGGGCCGUUCUGCUUCCAUUCCUGCCUGGCAGAUGGCUGCUGCCAACCGCUCCAAGACCGCAUCUCCCUCGACCCCUUCCACCAGCACUCCGGACAACACGGCUAGCGCGGCUCCUGAGUCGAGCACCCCGGCCAGCUGAACACAUACCAGAUACUAUGAAGAUUUCACUUUCCAGCGAACUGCAUUGUUCCAAUUCUGUAAUUAGAUGGAGGUUAUCGAACGAACUUUACGCAUGAGAUGUCUAGGCGUUGCUGGAUGGUGCGGAUGUACAGUAUGUAGCACGUGAAAGUACCAUGUCGC
Molecule: messenger RNA, 1376 nt
Organism: Aspergillus costaricaensis CBS 115574
Lineage: Eukaryota; Fungi; Ascomycota; Eurotiomycetes; Eurotiales; Aspergillaceae
Gene: pex14
Product: putative peroxisomal membrane anchor protein (Pex14)
Exons: 5
Coding region: 106-1215 (369 amino acids)
Biological process (GO): protein import into peroxisome matrix, docking
Cellular component (GO): peroxisomal importomer complex; peroxisomal membrane
Molecular function (GO): signaling receptor binding
Source: RefSeq, a predicted model, not a curated record